Drosophila grimshawi is the source of this 3047-nucleotide messenger RNA. RefSeq lists its product as uncharacterized. The record is from RefSeq and is a predicted model, not a curated record. Lineage: Eukaryota; Metazoa; Arthropoda; Insecta; Diptera; Drosophilidae. The transcript has 2 exons. Bases 376 to 2802 code for a protein of 808 amino acids.
UAUUGUGUGCGGGGCGUGCUUUGCUUUGCUUUGCAUUGGUUUGCUUCGCUCUCCGCGUCCGCAUCCUCACCCCGCAGCCCGUCUGCGUCUGCGUCUCCCGGCUGCGAUCCAUCUAAGGAGCAUAUUUUCAAAAAAAGAUGCUUUUCGUGACUUUCCCGCAACUAGUUGAGUUUUGGAUGUCAACACGAUGUAUUCGCGCGCGGUGGCGGUGCUGCUGCGAUCCAGUUUGAUAGACGCGUGAAUCGAAUGCAAGAAACAACGUGGCCAUCUCUACACGAUACUGUUAAGAAUUAGACUGGACAGUACCUGACUCAAAAAUAUCGAAGAUUUUAUCGUACCCAGUUUCAAAAGUAACAAAACUUAACAGAGUAAGACAUGGAGGAUCUCACACGGGAAGAGGUUAUGGCCUUCAGCAACAUUAACAUAAGCAACAACAACAACAGCAACCACAACACCAACAGCAACAACAACGGCAAAGUGCACAUGUGUUCGAGCACAGCUGCCAAUAAGCUCGAGCAACAACAACAUCUUUCGCACAGUUUGCUGCCAUGCAUCAAACUGGAUCCGGAUCGCGGUUGGCCGGUGACGCCAGUGAAUGAUCAUAUGCGCCUGGACUUGAACAGCAACAAGCUGUUGCUGCAGGGCUCGGACGAUCCACUGAUCUCGCAUGGCGCCAGCAAUGACCCGCACGAUGAAGAUCAGGAUUAUCCGUUCAAGGUACUGUUGGCUCGCAAGACCCUGGAAGAGGAGCAUGCCGUGCAGAAUGGUGCAUGCAGCACGCUCACCAAACAACAACUAAAGGCCAAUUUGAUGAAUGCACGCAAAAUGCAAAGACAGCCCCAGGUGCAGGAGUUGAGCAAAACACCAGCACCAACACAACAACGAGUAGCUCGUCAGAGCAAAUCGAAAAAGCGCUCAACCCCAACGGGAGCAAUCAAACUGCGUUUCCAUCAUCAGGCCCUGCCGGCAGAGUAUGCUGCCCACUAUGAGGCGACACAGAGACGUCACCUGUCCAGCGCACGAACAGUUCCGUCUGUGCCCCCUGUAAAGGCAACGCCCCCACCCCAGAACCAGUCGCACGAGAAUGUACGCAGCUGGCUGAGAAAGAUCGCAGAGAUCCAACGCAGCGCAGAGCGUCAGCAGCAGGCGCAGGAAUCCGGUAAGGCAUCUCAACCGGCGAGAGUGGAGCCCGUAACCGCUGCAAUAACGCCACUGGAGCCAGUAGUUGAGCCAGUAUCCAGCUCCAAACGCAAUGCAAUCAAAUAUGCCGAUCUGCCAUAUAUGGGCGAGAUCACACUGGACAACUACAAGCCACGACGGGGUCGCAAACCGAAAAAGGCGGACAUUUGUCAUCUGAUCUACAAAAACUAUGGCACAAUUAUACCAGCAGCGGAGCAUUUCCCAGUUGUUGAGCCGAAGUGUUCGCCUGCUCCAACUGCAGUAACUGCACCGAUGCCCACACAGCGAGUUGUGUCCAGCAGGGUGUCCACCAUUUUGUCAGAGGAGCCUCUAAAUCUCUGUCUGAGGGAUCGGUCCAGCGAUCGCUAUUCAAUCUCCAGCGGCGAUAGUGACAAACCAUCGACGGUAACUAAUGCAACCACAUCAACGACAGAAUGUGGCAGUUCCUCGCAUCGGGUGACGCCGCUGAUCGUGGAGCAUAUAGCUAUUGGGCCGCCAGAUUUGAAAAUAUCUGCAGAGGAAAAGCCCAGGAUUUCUGCCAAGUUGCUGUUACAACCUGUGGGCUUGUAUUACCAGCAGCUAAUGGAAAAUUGCCGCUUAGGUGUGCCCUUGGAGACAAUCGAAAAAGACAACCAGCUAGCCCUAAAGAUACCCAUACCAAAUGGCUUCUUUGCCACCACCAACACCGCCACCACCAGCUGCAGCAGCACAGCGGACAAGCGUGAGCCACUGGAGCAAUCGAUAGAGACUGCCACUACGAUGCGAAAGCGUAAACGUUCUGCGAUCUACAUACCGCCAAUGCAGGCGGAUCACAGCUCCAGUCCAUCCACUGAGGUCAGCAUUUGCAAGUUUAAGUUUACGGGCGGUGCAAAGCCGACGCUACAGGAAAAGAAGAUGUUGUCGGUGGAUGCGGAGGGAAACUAUCGUUAUUAUAAUGGCACCGGUGACAGGACAAUGCGUGGCUACGAAUUUAUCUCGAGGGAGCAGCAGCAACAACAACAGCAACACCUACACCAACCGCUAAACCCAACAAAUGGCAGCAAUGACAAACUCUACAUAGAUAUACCACCACCCUCGACAGAUCUCAGCCUGGAACUGCUGCACAUACCAUCCGAAUCACCGACAUCGUCUCUGCUCUUAUCCAGCAGCCUAGUGCCAGUCGCGCCGCAAAGUCCGUCUAGUUACUCGAACUCUCAUAGCCCCAUGCAUCCACCAGAAGAUUGCCACAAACGAGCGGAUACUAACGAUCAGCAUAAGUCGAUGGAGAGCCCGAGGCCUGUGACUGUGGCUGCGGUAAAGCGACGAUCGUCACGACGCUCAAAGCAGCGCGAAAAACUGGAAAAGACAUUUAAGGAAAAGGGAUUUCUGAUACAGACGCAGCAACUGCAAUCAGCCGAGGGUGCCACAUACUGUAAGUUCAGGCAGUUGAAGAAGUUUACGCGCUAUCUGUUCCGCAACUGGAAGGAUCACAUACCGGAGAGUGAUCUUUGCAAGCAUCAGGUCAAAGAUAGCGAUGUUCGCAGCCAGCACAGCGUCCUUGAGAAUAUACUUGCCGGACAAAUUGGCUUGGGUGUUGAGAAUUUGGGCUCAGUGUCGACUGCAGCAAACCAGGCCAGCACUUAAGACCGGCCACAUCACGAGCUUUAUUAAGAUUACUCCGAAAGCACUGCCAAAGAUUGAUAGAUUUAAGAAAGGAUUGGUCAAGGAAAGCGAACAAGCUUUGACAAGACAGCAAUCAUCUACAUAUGUUGAUUCCGUCCAAGCUGGCUGUUUUUUUUAUAUAGCUAAUAGCCGUGCCUCUAGUCGUUCAGCAAUUAUAGCAUUGUAAUCAUGUUAUUGUUAACAAUAAACUAAAUAUCUAACAAAAA